AUGAGCGUCGAGGUGUGCCGAGGGACCAUCGACGGGCUGAGACGAUUCGACACGCUAUCUCCGCGACGCGCGAGAAUCCUGGAGCUCCUAAAGCCGGACGACCCCGGCCGGGACGAGCUGGAGGCGAUCGUCCGCCCGGCGCCCAGGCGGGGCCUAGUCAAACCCUACGACGAGGACACCUGGAGGUUCUUACAGAAGACCGUAACGCAGACUGCCGAAAAAGAAACUCCGCGUCGCAGAUUAGACUCGAAAGGGGAGAGGUCUCUAGCGGACGAGCUGCGCGAAGCGGAAGAGGACGAGAGAUCGGGCAGUCACAUUCGACGGGAGUUGUUGAGGGAAUUUCGGAAGCGCGGUGGAGGAAUCAGGGAGGCACUGGAGCGGGAGAGGCUGGGGAAGUUGGCGCUCGCAGUCGAAGACGACGAGGAAGACUACGAAGACGAGAACGGGUUGACGGCGGCCGCGAGACGCCUGGACGCCCUGCUCGCGGAGUCCAGGAACCUUCAUGAGGAGCUGGCCGAGAUCCACGAGGACAUCCAGGUGCUGGUCCGUCGGGUGACCCGCUGCGACCCCUGA
Leptosia nina is the source of this 573-nucleotide messenger RNA. NCBI's taxonomy places the organism in Eukaryota, Metazoa, Arthropoda, Insecta, Lepidoptera, Pieridae. The record is from the annotation of a GenBank genome assembly.